UACAUCCAACAAGAAACCACUAUCCAUCCAUCCUAAUUCCUAACUAUUGGAAGAACAUCACUCAGACACUCAAGUCAGCAAAAGUCAACUAUGGAUGAUACAGAACUAGAAACCAAAUUACUUGAUACCAAUAACAACAACAACAAUCAUCAUCAAAAAGGUGGUUUGGGAACCAUGCCUUUCAUUAUAGUAAAUGAAGCAUUUAGAGACUGGCAAGUACUGCAUUGAUGCCCAACAUGAUAUUUUAUCUGAUGGAGUUUUAUCAUAUGGAAGUUGUAACUGGAACAAGUCUACUUUCAAUUUGGUCGGCACUUUCAAAUGGUCUUUCUAUUUUUGGUGCUUUUGUCUCGGAUUCUUAUCUGGGUCGGUUUCGGGUUAUUGCUAUCUGGUCUUUCUCCACUCUUCUUGGGAUGACUUGUCUAUGGUUAACUUCCAUUGUUCCACAAUUAACGCCUUCAUCUUGCGAAGAUGCCAACACGAAUUGCAGUAUUGCAUCACCAACUCAACUUGCCUUUCUCUUGUCUUCUUUCGGGCUAGUCUCAAUCGGGUCAGGUUGCAUCAGACCGUGUUCAAUAGCCUUUGGUGCAGACCAACUCAAACACGACCCAACCCUAAACAACCAGAGGGUCCUUGAAAGCUACUUUAACUAGUACUAUGCCUCUGUAUCAAUUUCAAGCAUGAUUGCUUUGACUGUUAUGGUCUACAUCCAAGACCAACUUGGUUGGCUGGUGGGCUUUGCGGCUCCUGCGUUGGUACUGGGUUCAUUCAAGUUUUAGUCAUUGCUUUUAAGAAUCGUAAGAUCAUUCUUCGCCAUGAUAGCUGCUACAAUCAUAGCAAUGUAAUGGAACGAGUUGAGCUAACAGAAAAUUUAAGGUUUCUCAACAAAGCAUGUGUUGUUAACGAUUUAAACGUUGAUUCUCCCGGCUUGGACUCCUGGAGUGUCUCCACUGUGGAAAAGGUGGAAUCACUCAUCGUUUAUUCGGAUAAUACCUAUAUGGUCUUCGGGUAUUUUAGUAUUCACAUCAAUGUCACAGACCUUUCCAACCCUUCAAGCGAAAACAAUGAACCGGCAUAUCACUUCAGGGUUUGAGAUUCCAGCUGGAUCAUACACCUUGUUCAUGAUCUUGACACUUACUAUAUGGAUCGCAUUUUAUGACCGAGUCUUGGUCCCAUUUCUAGUAAAUUAUACAAACCAGUCAUGUGGGCUCCUCCCAACAACCCGAAUGGGAAUCGGACUCCUAAUUGCAGUCGUGGCCUUAAUGGUAUCUGCAAUUGUGGAAACUGUAAGGCUCAAUGUGGCAAUGUCAGUUAAUGACCAGCAUUCAACAGUUGACAUACGGUUUAGCUGAGGCGUUUAACACAAUCGGGCAGAUGGAGUUUUAUUAUUCUGAGUUCCCAAAAAGCAUGUCAAGUAUAGCUAUUGCUGUGUUCAUGGUGAGCAAUGCGUUUUCUGGACUUCUUGGAAGCCUUAUAAUUAAGGUUGUGGACUUACUUACGAGCCAAGGGGGUAGAGUAAGUUGGCUAUCAAGUGAUAUAAAUGUGGAUUACUACUAUUGGUUUCUUAGUAUCUUGAAUUUGCUCAAUUUUUUCUACUACUUAAUCUGCUGUCAUGUUUAUCGGAGUAGUUUGUCGACAAUAAGUAUGGCGUCCGAUGAGCUUGCCGAAGAAGGAUCUGAUUGUAGGCAUUGAAAUAUACUACUUAAUUGAAAUCCACAUGGCCAGACACCAUAGAACCAAUAGUAUACAUGACAAUAAGUGUGUUGUGCUUUUUCAGGAGCAUCUUUUAAUUGGAUUUCUGCAAUGCCAGUUGCGCUUUCGGUUGGAUCUCUUUGUGUUUCGUCAAAUCCAUCAAGCCAUGUCUUUAAAGUCGAUCAAGCUGAGGAAAACACUGAUCGUUGAUGGAGGAACACUUGAAUCAUGAAAAACCGAACAUCGAUACAGGAUUACAAACUAAGUUACUUGAUAACGAUAAUCAUGAUCAUCGUAAGGGUGGUUUGAGAACCAUGCCUUUUAUCAUAGUGAAUGAAGCAUUUGAAAGAGUGGCUAGUUUUGGAUUGAGGCCAAACAUGAUAUUUUACCUCAUGGAAGUUUAUCAUAUGGACGCUGCAACCGGAACAAGCAUACUUUCGGUCUGGGCUGCACUUUCUGAUGGUCUUACGAUUUUUGGUGCUUUUGUCUCGGAUUCUUACUUUGGUCGGUUUUGGGUCAUUGUUAUCGGGUCACUCUUCACCCUUCUUGGGAUGACUUUCAUAUGGUUAUCUUCCAUGCUUCCACAACUAACACCUUCAUCUUGCAAUGAACUCGGCAUGAGUUGCAGCCAACCAUCAUUAACUCAACUUGCUUUUAUAUUCUUAUCUCUCGGGGUGCUUUCAUUUGGAUCUGGUUGCAUCAGACCGUGUUCGAUAGCAUUUGGUGCAGACCAACUCAUACACCAUCCUGCCUACAACAAUCAGAGGCUGAUUGAUAGCUACUUUAACUGGUACUAUGCUUGUGUAUCAAGUUCGUCGAUCGUUGCUUUGACUCUUAUUGUCUACAUUCAAGACAAAUAUGGUUGGCAGGUGGGGUUUGCGGUUCCUGCUUUGUUGAUGGUCUGUUCCGCUCUUAUGUUCUUACUUGGGUCGUCUCUAUAUGUUAAAGUCAAAGUUAGAGAAAGCCCGUUUCUAAGGUCCAUUCAAGUUUUAGUCAUUGCUUUUAAGAAGCGUAAGAUCAGUCUUUUGGAUGAUGACUUCUAUAAUCAUAGCAAAAGAGUGGAUCGAGUUGAGCUGACCAACAACUUAAGGUUUCUCAACAAAGCGUGUGUUAUUGAGGAUUUGAGCCUGGAAUCUUCAAGCUUUGAUCCAUGGAGCAUCUCUACAGUUGAAAAUGUGGAAUCACUCAAAUCGCUAAUUCGGAUAAUACCUAUGUGGUCUACAGGUAUUUUAAUAUACAUGACAACUUCACAGAGCUUCCCGACACUCCAAGCGAAGACAAUGAAUCGUCAUAUCACCUCAGGGUUCGAGAUACCAGCUGCAUCAUUUAGCUUGUUCAUGGUUGUGGUACUUACUAUAUGGAUAUUAUUUUAUGACCGAUUCAUGGUCCCAUUUGUAGCAAGAUAUACAAACGAGCCACGUGGGCUCCACCCAAAAACCCGAAUGGGAAUCGGGAUACUGAUCUCAAUUGUGGCCAUGAUGGUAUCCGCAGAAGUAGAAACAGUAAGGCGCCUUGUGGCAAGGUCUGUCUACAACCCAAAUUCAACAGUUGACAUGUCAGCCAUGUGGUUAGUUCUACAAUAUGCAUUAUAUGGUUUGGCUGAGGCGUUUAAUGCAAUUGGGCAGAUAGAGUUUUAUUAUUCUGAGAUCCCUCAAAGUAUGUCGAGUAUAGUAAUGGCUUUGUUUAUUUUGAGCAAUGCGAUUUCCGGGCUUGUUGGAAGCUUUUUGAUAAACGUCGUGGACUCAAUUACGAGUGAAGGAGGUCAAGCUAGUUGGUUAUCGAGUGAUAUUAAUGAGGGUCACCUUGACUACUACUACUGGUUACUUUGUUUCUUAAAUCUUCUCAACUUUUUCUACUACUUAGCAUGCUGUUGUGUUCAUCGGAGUUCUUCAUCGUCCGAAAGCAGGGUGUCCCGUGAGCCUGGAGAAGUAGGAUCUGAUCGUAGGCGUUGACGCUCAAUGUCUUCAAGUUUUAGCUGUGGACAAUUAAUUGAAAUCGUGUUCGCUAUCCAUAUAGAAACAGCUAUUCUGGUAGGUUAGCUUGAUAUAUGGUGUUUUAGAGGUGGCAAUUUGGACUUGUUUACUUUGCGGGAUUCAUUCGGCUUCAUAUUAUCUUGCUAGUGUUGAAAGGGCAAUUUGAGAAAAAAAAAAGAAAAGAAAAGAAAAGAACAGGUUAAAGGAAAUUGGUCAAAUGGGUCAAAUUGGUUUAAUGGGUGUCGAAUUGGCCAAACAACUAAAGUGGAUCAACAAGGCCAAAUUGUUUGAACCCGUCAAGCUGCUAUGUACUUUUAUGAAUCUCUUAUUCGAGUAUCUCAAGACAUCGGGCUAAGUUGUACCCCCCCUUCGGGUUUCUCAUAUAUGGAUGCUUGUGUGCUUCUUCACAAGCUCUUAAUUUGUCUUGCUUCCUACGAGUAUUUUACAGUUUUAGUAAUAAAACCCAAACCAAGCAAUUUGUUUUGGCAGUGACACAACAA
This is a messenger RNA of Erigeron canadensis, 4162 nucleotides long. RefSeq names its product protein NRT1/ PTR FAMILY 1.2-like. NCBI's taxonomy places the organism in Eukaryota, Viridiplantae, Streptophyta, Magnoliopsida, Asterales, Asteraceae. The record is from RefSeq and is a predicted model, not a curated record. The coding region runs from base 1899 to 3641 and encodes 580 amino acids. Gene Ontology annotation, biological process: transmembrane transport; oligopeptide transport. Gene Ontology annotation, cellular component: plasma membrane. Gene Ontology annotation, molecular function: transmembrane transporter activity. The transcript is spliced from 9 exons.